Messenger RNA from Condylura cristata (star-nosed mole), 3748 nucleotides. RefSeq names its product aldehyde dehydrogenase 1 family, member A2 (gene ALDH1A2). Bases 479 to 2035 code for a protein of 518 amino acids. Gene Ontology annotation, molecular function: aldehyde dehydrogenase (NAD+) activity. The transcript is spliced from 13 exons. Lineage: Eukaryota; Metazoa; Chordata; Mammalia; Eulipotyphla; Talpidae. The record is from RefSeq and is a predicted model, not a curated record.
UUCUCCCGUGGGCACCGCGCGCCAGACUCUGGGCACCGCGCCAGCCCCGUUCUAGGGGCCACGACCCGUGCCCGACUUGGGCCAAGGUGCGCUGAGGCCUCGCCUGCGCCGACUCUGAGGGAGUGAGGUCGGGUCGCGUUGGCCGAGCCCCGCCCGGUGGCAGCGCAGGGCUGCGCUCCAGCCGUCGAGGACACCGGCGUGGGCUCCGGCGGGUGCCCUCUGACAGGAGGGGGCCGCCGGACGCACUUGACCGUGGGCGCCGAACGUCCCGGCCGCGCGGCGGGUUUAUGUAAAUCGGGGCUGCGCCCAGCGUCCUAGGUAGGAUGGACCAGCCCCCCGCGCCUCGGGCCUCACGUCCAAUAAGAAGAGCCCCAGCUUGACACCUGCCUAUAUACAGGCGAGCGCGCCCCCGGCCCGCGGACCGCGCGCACAGCCCGCACAGCCCACGCCGCGGGCGAGCGAGACCCGGCCCGCCACCAUGACUUCCAGUAAGAUCGAGAUGCCCGGCGAGGUGAAGGCAGACCCUGCCGCCCUCAUGGCGUCCCUGCACCUCUUGCCGUCGCCCACGCCCAACCUUGAAAUCAAGUACACCAAGAUUUUUAUUAACAAUGAGUGGCAGAACUCAGAGAGUGGAAAAGUGUUCCCUGUCUAUAAUCCAGCCACAGGAGAACAGGUGUGUGAAGUUCAAGAAGCAGACAAGGCAGAUAUAGACAAAGCAGUGCAGGCAGCCCGCCUGGCUUUCUCUCUUGGAUCGGUGUGGAGAAGGACAGAUGCUUCAGAAAGAGGACGUCUGUUGGAUAAACUUGCAGACCUGGUAGAAAGAGACAGGACAGUUCUCGCAACCAUGGAAUCCCUAAAUGGUGGCAAACCGUUCCUGCAAGCUUUUUACGUGGAUUUGCAGGGAGUCAUCAAAACCCUUCGGUAUUAUGCAGGCUGGGCUGACAAAAUCCAUGGGAUGACCAUCCCUGUAGAUGGAGACUAUUUUACCUUUACAAGACACGAGCCCAUUGGAGUGUGUGGACAGAUCAUCCCAUGGAACUUCCCCCUGCUGAUGUUUGCCUGGAAAAUUGCUCCAGCUCUAUGCUGUGGCAAUACAGUAGUUAUUAAACCAGCAGAACAAACACCGCUCAGCGCGCUCUACAUGGGAGCCCUCAUCAAGGAGGCUGGCUUUCCACCGGGAGUCAUCAAUAUUUUGCCAGGAUACGGGCCAACGGCUGGGGCAGCGAUUGCUUCUCAUAUUGGCAUAGACAAGAUUGCAUUCACAGGGUCGACUGAGGUUGGAAAGCUUAUCCAAGAAGCAGCUGGAAGAAGCAACUUGAAGAGAGUAACUCUGGAACUUGGAGGGAAAAGUCCCAAUAUUAUUUUUGCAGAUGCUGAUUUGGACUACGCUGUGGAGCAGGCUCACCAGGGCGUGUUCUUCAAUCAAGGCCAGUGCUGCACCGCGGGCUCUCGCAUCUUUGUAGAGGAGUCCAUCUAUGAGGAGUUCGUGAGACGGAGUGUGGAGCGGGCCAAAAGACGCAUAGUGGGAAGCCCUUUUGACCCGACCACUGAGCAGGGACCCCAGAUUGAUAAGAAACAGUACAACAAGAUCCUGGAGCUCAUCCAGAGUGGAGUGGCUGAAGGCGCCACGCUGGAAUGUGGAGGAAAAGGACUGGGCCGAAAGGGGUUUUUCAUCGAGCCCACAGUGUUUUCCAACGUCACUGAUGACAUGCGGAUUGCCAAGGAGGAGAUCUUUGGCCCUGUUCAGGAAAUUCUGAGGUUUAAGACCAUGGAUGAAGUUAUUGAGAGGGCCAAUAAUUCAGAGUUUGGACUCGUAGCAGCGGUCUUUACCAAUGACAUCAACAAGGCCCUCACAGUAUCUUCUGCAAUGCAAGCUGGGACUGUUUGGAUCAAUUGUUACAAUGCCCUGAAUGCUCAGAGCCCCUUUGGGGGAUUCAAGAUGUCUGGAAACGGGAGAGAAAUGGGAGAAUUCGGUUUGCGAGAGUACUCCGAAGUCAAGACUGUGACAGUAAAGAUCCCCCAGAAGAACUCUUAAGAAGACCAAGAAGGAUGGUGAAAGCCAGCCUACACGACUUUCCCUGUGGAGCCCAGCUCUCAGGAAUCCAAAGUCGAUACUUGGUUCUUAUUUAAAACUUUAAAUGAUAAUAUGUAGGCCAUGCCGGUCACUGCAUUACUAAAGCAAACCAGCUGGACAGGGUUUCUUGGCACUCUGUUUGGGAUCACUUUAAAGAUACCAAAUAUUAGGGAAAGUGGGGUGAAGGAAAGAGGAGUCGCUCUCCGGCACAUCCUGUGUCUGGACCGAGGGGUUGAAUAAGGGAGCUCUAUUAUUUGAUGCCUUUUGCCACAAAGAACUUUCCUCUUGAGGAAAAGUAGCCUUUCCAUUGUCUUCAUCUUCCCCCUUCCCAGCUCUCCAUGCUCACCCACCCCUCCUGCUCCUCCAAGAAGAUCUAGCUAAACUCAUUUGGGGCAGAUGUUUGGGCCGGGAACAAUUUUCCAAGGUUUUGCAGCCAAAUUACCGUUUCAUGUUAUCCAUUUCUUCAAAGCAAAACAUGAAAUGGUUUUAGUUAGAGCCAGACCAGACUGAAAAUGCCAGGAGCUGGUACACUGCAGAUGUACUAAGAAGUAAGAACUUGGGAUAUUCCUGACCCAAUCUAGUUUUCUUACAUCCAUCAGUGAGUGAAAGACCAGGAAAAUGGAGAUCAUCAUGUGUAGGUUGUAGCGUCAGAAAUUGUUGCAUGGUUUUGGGAGGUGGGUGGAUGUGUGUGUAUGUAUACGUGCACAUUUAAUUUUUCUUGGUUAUUCUGGAAUAAAGCAGGGAAUGGAUUGUUUUUCAUAUAUUGAUAAGAUCUUCUCCAAAGUUUAUCUUUAAGAGCAACCAAAAAACAAUCUAAGUAGCCUCAAGAAUUUGGAAAAAGUAAUGUUGGGUGCCUUCCAGAAAUAAUUCCUGACAAUUUUUAUUACGUGAAUUAUCUUUAUAACUUUUUCUGUUCCCUAGCAACACCUGCUACGUCCAGUGUUUUGGGGGGUGACUUGAGUUUAUCAUGCUCCAGUGUGCCCUAAAUCCACUGACAGUAACCUUGGCAAGUCUAACCAAGCCUAGAGGUUUCCUUUUCCAUCUGCAGAGCACCACAUCCCUACUCACUGUGCCCCCUGAGGGCUCCCACAGCAUGGCCAGUGGCUCAUCACAGUGUUCUGCUUCUCACCUGUUGAGGGGGACACCGAAGUCGCCAUCUCCCUUUCCUCCCAGCCACUCUCUUUUGCUUUCCGAUGAAUCCACCAGUUUCAUGAGGGCAGUGUUGGCUUCUUCUUCUUCCUUCUUUCCAGCUGCCAAAUCCAACUCAGUGUCUAACCUAGAUGAAGAUCAUAUAUUUAAAAGUACCAGACAUAACCUAGAGUAUAAGAACUAUGGGAACACAUAUAUAGCCUGCUGUAUUUAACAGUUUUCUGCUUCUAACAUACCAAUUUUCUAUUUAUAAUCCUUGUCUGUGAUGUUUAAAGAAAUUUCUCCUUGCUGUUACUUACAAAUGACAGUGCAUUCAGUGGCCUGAUGCCUCGAGAGUUGCCACAGUUCUGAGUCCUUCAUGUGAAUGCUGUGCUCUCUUCCCGUAGCGUGUGUCCAAGUGAACAUAUCCAUUAACUGGCUAGUUACCUUUGAACUGCAAUAUAGACUGUGAAAAUGAAGAUUUAUUUCUUUUAAUUUACUUAAAAAGAAACCUCUGUGCUAGCAAUAAAGCAUUUAUAUUGUGUA